Molecule: messenger RNA, 2857 nt
Organism: Manis javanica (Malayan pangolin)
Lineage: Eukaryota; Metazoa; Chordata; Mammalia; Pholidota; Manidae
Source: RefSeq, a predicted model, not a curated record
GAGGGAGGGGAGCUGGGACUCGGACCCUGGACUGAGUAGGGCCCGGGCUGAAGCUGAGCACCCUACUCCCGAGGACCCCCCACCCCGUUAGCCUGGGAGGACUGAGGGACUGAGCCCCCCCAGAGCAGAACCUCCCCCUGGAAGGGCCGCGCCGCAGCCCGUGGGAGGGCCUCGCCCCCGGCGCCCUCCAUCUCCACUCGCUGCAGUCCCGGCCUCCGCCGGAGGGAGGGGACGAGCGCCCUCGGGGGGCCGUGGACCCCGGCGUUCUGAGCGUUCCGCGCCCCGCGCCGCCCGGCCCCCCCGCCGCCGAUGGCCGCCGACCCGCCGGGAGCUGCCGAGAAGGGAGAGAUGGCUCCCGGGACACGUGUGAGCCCUCGGCGUUGCUGACGCCCCCAAUGUCGUCGAGCAGCCGGGGGCCGGGGGCCGGAGCGCGCCGACGCCGAACCCGCUGCCGUCGCUGCCGGGCCUGUGUGCGAACUGAGUGCGGGGACUGCCACUUCUGCCGAGACAUGAAGAAGUUUGGGGGGCCCGGGCGCAUGAAGCAGUCGUGCCUGCUCCGGCAGUGCACCGCGCCCGUGCUCCCACACACAGCUGUAUGCCUCUUGUGUGGGGAGGCUGGGAAGGAGGACACAGUGGAGGGAGAGGAGGAGAAAUUUGGUUUGAGCCUCAUGGAGUGUACAAUAUGCAACGAGAUCGUCCACCCUGGCUGCCUGAAGAUGGGGAAGGCUGAGGGUGUCAUCAAUGCGGAGAUACCUAACUGCUGGGAGUGCCCUCGCUGCACCCAGGAAGGCCGGACCAGCAAGCUUCCAUCUCCCCAGGAUUCAGGUGAGGGACCAGGCCGCCGCAGGGCUGACAACGGCGAGGAGGGUGCCAGCCUGGGGAGUGGAUGGAAGCUGACGGAGGAGCCGCCACUUCCACCACCCCCACCCAGGCGCAAGGGCCCCCUAUCUGCUGGGCCCCCCCCGGAGGACAUGCCUGGGCCCCCCAAAAGAAAAGAGAGGGAGGCAGGGAAUGAGACCCCCACCCCAAGGAAAAAGGUGAAAGGAGGCCGAGAAAGGCACCUGAAGAAGGUGGGUGGAGAUGCCUGCCUCCUCCGAGGAUCGGACCCAGGCGGCCCCGGCCUUCUACCCCCCAGGGUUCUGAAUCCAAGCCAGGCUUUCUCGUCCUGCCACCCUGGGCUCCCUCCCGAGAACUGGGAGAAACCAAAGCCACCUUUGGCCUCUGCUGAUGGCCCAGCAGUGCCAUCCCCAUCACCACAAAGGGAGAAGCUGGAGCGUUUCAAGAGGAUGUGCCAGCUGCUAGAGCGGGUACCUGACACGUCCUCAUCUUCCUCGGACUCAGACUCAGACUCUGACUCGUCAGGCACAUCGCUGAGUGAGGAUGAGGCCCCUGGCGAGGCCCGGAAUGGGCGACGGCCAGCCAGGGGCAGCUCAGGCGAGAAGGAGAACCGCGGGGGGCGGCGGGCUAUGCGCCCUGGCAGUGGGGGGCCCCUCCUCAGCUGGCCCCUGGGCCCCGCCCCACCGCCCCGGCCCCCACAGCUGGAGCGGCAUGUAGUACGGCCCCCACCUCGAAGCCCUGAGCCCGACACGCUGCCCUUGGCUGCUGGAUCCGACCAUCCCCUGCCCCGUGCCGCCUGGCUCCGUGUCUUCCAGCACCUCAGUCCCCGAGAGCUAUGCGUUUGCAUGCGAGUCUGCCGGACUUGGAGCCGCUGCAAACCUUUGAAGGAAGUGCUGCCUAUUUCCGCUAGAUGGUUUGGAGAAUGGAGGCCCAGAGAAGGCAAGCAACUUGCGUGCUAUGAUAAGCGCUUGUGGCCGAGAAUGGACCUGAGCCGUAGGAAGUCACUAACCCCGCCCAUGCUCAGUGGUGUGGUUCGUCGCCAGCCCCGGGCCUUGGACCUCAGCUGGACAGGUGUCUCCAAGAAGCAGCUCAUGUGGCUUCUCAACCGACUGCAAGGCCUGCAGGAGCUGGUGCUGUCUGGCUGCUCCUGGCUCUCUGUCUCUGCCCUGGGCUCAGCCCCACUGCCAGCCCUGCGGCUCCUUGACCUCCGGUGGAUUGAGGAUGUUAAAGACUCUCAGCUCCGCGAGCUGCUGCUGCCUCCGCCUGACACCAAACCAGGAUGCCAGGAAGAAGAGGAGAGACUGGAGGCAAACGGAGAGCCGUGGGCGGCUGCAGGGGGUGGCAGAGCUGCGCCUGGCAGGCCUCGAGCUGACAGAUGCCUCCCUGCGGCUCCUGCUGCGCCACGCCCCCCAGCUGAGCGCCCUGGACCUGAGCCACUGCGCCCAUGUUGGGGAUCCCAGUGUCCACCUCCUCACGGCCCCCACCUCCCCACUCCGGGAAACCCUCGUACACCUCAAUCUUGCUGGUUGCCACCGUCUCACAGACCACUGCCUCCCACUGUUCCGCCGCUGCCCACGCCUACGCCGCCUAGAUCUGCGCUCCUGCCGCCAGCUCUCACCUGAAGCUUGUGCCCGGCUUGCAGCUGCUGGACCCCCUGGCCCUUUCCGCUGCCCAGAGGAGAAGCUACUUCUCAAGGACAGCUAGUUGGGUGUCCCCUGCCCUCCCCCAGGACUCAUCUGGAGCCUGGACCUCGGGCCUCCAUUUCACCCGUGCCAGGAGGCCAAGUUACCUUAUUAUGACUUGGGAUUCCUCCCAGGUAUUCGAGCCAGCCUCCCCCUUCCUUACCCCCUGCACUGAUAUCUCUGGGGGUCUUUUCUUCCCAUCCCCUCCCCCUUCCACUUGCUUCAUUGUCCAUCCCCUGGGGGGAAUGGGUCAAAGGUACUGGGGGGUACUGAGCCAAAGGGAUGGUAGGGGGGGGUUAAGGUGCAAGUUUGAGGUGGGGAGAAUGGGGAAAGGGUAU